AUGCCUCCAAUUCCCGUAAAACAGCCAAAGACAGCCAAGCCAUUACCUUUAGAAGCAACCCUUAAGGACUUGUCGAAUAUGCACUCACGAAAUAUUGACCUGUCGGUUUUGCUGGAUCAGCCUGCUCAGGCUGUUUCAUUGAGUGACCAGUCCGAGGAAUCAGUCAAGCGGUCGCAAGAUUUUGUCAAAAGUGUUAGGAAUGCACUACAACUAGACGCAAGCGUUGCUGAACAAGGGGAUCGGGUGGAGGAUCCCAUGUUGUCUAUACUUCGAGGGCAUGAUGCCAUGAUCAUGUAUAUUUACCGGUUCUCACGUGAUAAACGCGACUCCGCUUCUGACCUUGACGCAUAUUCUAAAGUUAUGAGUUACGGAGGUGGAGGCUACUAUGGUGAUGGUGGCGGGUUUCUUUCUGGAAGUCAAGUAGGGGGUGGGAGCCAAGGUUCGCCUUCAGGUGGCAAGGCACGAAACGUCAACCAAUCGUUGCGCCCGGUCACAAUUCGACAAAUCUACACCGCUGAGCAGACACAUUCUGACGCCGACUAUAUCAUUGACAACUCGGAAACUACUCAAAUUACUCUUGUGGCUCAGGUAGUCGCUGCUAAUAAACAAGCCACAAAUAUCACCUACAAGUUGAACGACGGGACUGCCGAAAUCAAGGCUAAGCACUGGCUAGAAAACAGCGAGGAAGAGCCAAUAGGCCAUGGUCAAAAUGAACAUGUCUAUAUCCGGGUGGUCGGCACCCUAAAAACGUUCAGUGGUGAACGGCAAAUCAACGCGGUUCACACCAGGCUUGUGGUCGACCCCAUGGAGAUUUACUACCACCUUAUCGAAGCACAAUUGGUUCAUCUUCAUUACACACGUAGGGCCAACAUUGCCUCUGGCGCCGUGUCUGCUGGCGCUCCUGCCGCCUCAGCAUACCAAGCGGGCGGCAAAGGUCAACAAUCCAAGUUUGCAAAUUUCCCACCACUUCAGCGCCGGAUAUUGGAAGUUUUGGAACAACUCAUGCCUCAACACGAGCAAGGGGUACAUGUCACAACUAUUGCUAACGGCCUUAACGUACAGGCUAGUAUCGACGAGAUUGGAGCUACCAUGGAAAAACUGGCUGAGGAGGGUCAUAUCUAUGCCACAAUGGACGACGAACAUUUUGCAAUCUCGUAG
Rhizoctonia solani is the source of this 1158-nucleotide messenger RNA. RefSeq names its product replication factor A2. Gene Ontology annotation, cellular component: site of double-strand break; DNA replication factor A complex; chromosome, telomeric region. Bases 1 to 1158 code for a protein of 385 amino acids. Gene Ontology annotation, biological process: DNA replication; nucleotide-excision repair; double-strand break repair via homologous recombination. NCBI's taxonomy places the organism in Eukaryota, Fungi, Basidiomycota, Agaricomycetes, Cantharellales, Ceratobasidiaceae. The transcript has 12 exons. The record is from RefSeq and is a predicted model, not a curated record.